Messenger RNA from Dicrocoelium dendriticum, 5216 nucleotides. The record is from the annotation of a GenBank genome assembly. Lineage: Eukaryota; Metazoa; Platyhelminthes; Trematoda; Plagiorchiida; Dicrocoeliidae.
AUGAUAUGGGUGCAUACCCCUCUGCUCCUCUCCUAUCUUCCAGGCACUCGGAGCUUCAUGUCGGGUACGGCCAGCUCCGGCGCAAAAUGCGUCCGUACUGCAAAUACUCACACCGAUCACUCCACUGCUUCUUCUUCUCGCCAGAUGUCUGCUCCCGUUCCCUGUAACAGCAUCAAACGACCGGUCACUUCUACUCGUCUCCGACAGCCUGGAAAGCCCACACAGGGUCGGGCCAUUGCCUCCAGUAGAUCUACCACUGGCACUUUUGCCGAUCGUCUUUCGGUAAAAUUUAAACUCGAUAAACCGAAAAGCCUCGACUGGACUUCCACUCUAAUGGCCGAGUUAGAAGCGUAUGAGGACCCUAAAGCGUAUCUGUUCCAUCGAAUGUUUCAAGGUUCAGAGCUUGCUGAAGCCGUUACGGACGAUGUUUUCGAAUCCGUUAUAUCCCUGUCCUUUUCAUCAUCCCAUAAGACAGUUUCACCGCCUGGUGCGAAUGCUGACCCCGACCCUACCCUGCCAGAAGAGCCAUCUCAACACAACUCGUCCCUCCCCGUGCGGUGUACAGCCACACGUCAAAAGCCCCCUAACAUCGGAAACGUUGUAACGAACAGAUUGAAGGAGGUCAACGGAAGGCAUCCCGGCGAUAUCACCGCCGUGGCAGACGGUAUUACAACGGCAGUAAACCUCAAGGAAGGGGAACUUUCAUCUCCUUCGAAGCUCACUGCGAUACCCUCCGUUGUCACAUCUAGCUUAACAUCUCAUCAAAAUGUCCCUAACAGCACCGUAUGUCUUGCAUCUCCAUCCACGAUCUCGCACACAUCGCCUAUGCCACGGGAAAAACCGCUUCGUAUUACUGAUCAGGCGGAUACGUCAGAACUCCUCAACUACUCCUUGAUAGUGGGUGCAUCUGUGACUAGUCUUGCUCCGAGUGAUGCGGGCACCUACGUCAUCGCGAAGCACCACACUUUGACGGACGAGAGCUUUUUUAUACACCAUGAACCCGAACCUGAUUCCCUCACACCUCGUGGUAGUCUCGUAGAUUUGCUGGAAGUACCAGAGAUGCCUCAGGCUAGCUCUUCGACAGAUCCUAUCUCCGCAGAUUAUGACCCGGAAUCCUCACAAAUGACACGCAGGGAUCUCGUCUACCAAGGCACUGGACCAGAAUAUAUAGCAACCUCGAGGCAUUUAAACACCGACUCUGCUGUUAAUUCAAAUGGAAUAGUGCUCACAGAUACAGAGGAUACUGGCAUUUCCGUUUGUUCCUCAACCCACGGUACCAAGACCACCUUUCCUGUCGCGGAGAGGUACCAAGAUGAUCUGGAUUUGAAUCGAACAGCGCAUUCCCUUGGCCAGUUGGAUGAUUCUCUUCUCGUCAGUGCGUCUAUCAUCAGUUUGGCACCGAGUUGCACUGGAACCUAUAUUUUGGAUGUGGAUGACACACUUGCAUCGCAGGGCGUUCCACCGGUAGUGAUUCAGAGUCGAGAAGACCUGCUGCACUCUGUGGAAUCACUAUCACAACCUCGACUUCUGGCGGAUCCAAAGUCUAUUGAUGAUCUCACACCAGCGCAGGGUCAUCACUCUUCACGGUCCUUGCUGUGGAUGACCACAGGUGACCAGCGAGAAGACUAUGUUAUGAUCGGAUCCCCGCCUCAGCUACUAACGCCGCGACAUGUCUCCCACUUUGAUGCCAACGGUUUAACAGUAACGAACAGUUUGGGUGUUCCUCAUGAGUACAGAGGAUUUGGAACGGUAAACAAGGACUCUAAUCUUAAAUCGCCUCAGCCUUCCCCGAAAUCGCCUGAAGCCAUCACGAGUAGCAACCGCUCAGCUCCGGUCGAGGCUAAUCACGUUCCUCUGGAGCUUCACGGACAAUCGGAAAUUUUCCACAACAUCGGGACGGCAGUCCAAUCUUCCCAUCGAGACAUGAAUGCGCUACCCAGCACCACAAGCGGCUUUAACGGAUCACAAGCCUCCGUCGCAUCUGCUCAAUUUUUCGCCCAGGACUCAACCCACAAAGUCAAUUCCGAUGCUCUUUUAUCCGGCACGCGAUCGCGCUCCAGACCCAGUGCGUACCCCGUAAGGUUACCGCGUCCUGCGCAAUCUCCAACUCUAUCUUCCGAAUCCUCUUCACCCACGCAACAAUCCACCACCCCACCAUUUGCGGAUAAAUUACGCGAUCACAAAGUGUCUCCGCUUCUUUUAUCAACCACUGGCACUGCUUUGUCGGUGAUUGAACCGCUGGCUGAUAUACAUGACUGUUAUCAGGCACUACAUGCAUCCGUCAACUACCUGAUCCAACAAAGCGACGGUUCUGUGGGAGCUAGGGAACAGGGACCUCCAUGUGAGAAGUUGGGGCAUCAAAACCUUGAACGUCCCAUGAACGUCCUACGUAGCCUGAACAAGUGGAGCACUACUCGUGCCUCGAUAGCUCCAAUCUGGCGCAACGAUAUGAUACCACCACUAUAUGGUACUCAGAAAUUCGUCGGGAGGCAACACUGCUAUUGUCUCCAACGUCAGAGUACGGCGAGUCUGGACUCGGCAUUAGACGGUUUUCGUGAUGUGCUCGCUUCUGCUUGCGGGAAUCAUCCAGUCACUACCACUUGCAAUGGCUCGGCGUCCGUCCCACAACCGAGCUCACCGUUACAAGCGGGUAGCAGGCCAUUUCCGUGGCUUUUCCCUACCGAAAAUUCUGCCCAAGAAAAUACGAGCAAUCCACCAUGGGUGCACCCUUCUACCACCUCAGGUGGUGUUCAAAAAGGUAGUUGGUAUGUGAUCCAACCGCGGACGUCAGAUCAUAGCUUCCCGAGUUCAUCCACGAAUUUCCACGGUCGCGAUACCGCGGGUGUUGCAGCAACCUCUGAACCCCAUUCUGCCCCGCCCCCUCCAGAUAGCGCAGCAGCUUGCACCCAUGUGACCGACUCUCAAACCCUCACAACACAGCAGGUGACCCAAGGUUCGUUGCUUUAUUAUAACAUAAUGAAAAUUGUCCCCUCUGCACCUGUCUAAUGAAGCGCACUCUCUUCUUCAACCAUACCGAUCAAAUCGGUCGAAAGAGAUGGCCACUCCUAAAGACAAACUUCCUUCCUAUCUAUCAUCGAGACUGACUGAAGUGUGCAACCUGCAACUUCCGACUGUCACCAGUAUGUUAUCAGCUCAGGGCCUUAUCCUCUUCAUUUACAUGCCGAAACUGAGUUGAACCCUGAAAUCUACCCUACGCGAACACGCAGGCGAUUACAAUGAACUGCAGGACACUGUAACCUUACCGGAUACGCACUGCGUCUGGAGCACAGUUGCGUGCCAGAUAAAGGAGCAGUGUAAUGGAACUCAUGGGGAUGAGUUCUGUGAGGAAAACUGACUUGAGGACUGAGCCACUUGCGAGGAAGUGGUAAGUAAGCACCUACCAAAAAUAGAAACUUCGGCAAACAAUGAAAUCGCGUUUUGUGCAUACGUGGUGGAAGAACCUAGGUGGCGAUCGCCCGAACCGAAAACCCUAAAGAUCUAUGCCAGAAGAUGAGUGCAAGAGCCAAACUAUUUCGCUAAUGUGAUGGAACGAGUAAGAAAGCAGAGGCUUAACAAUCUUCCUAGGAUGACUAGAAUGAGAACCACAUCGUAAAAUGUAGAAAAUAGGGAUAAAGGGGAAAUCGUUUUGGUGCACUCUGCACAGUGUUCACAUAGGAGUAUGCAGAAAAGAGCCAACCUCCAUUGUGUAGGAUAGUGUUGCUUGUGCAAUCUUCAUCACAUUUUAUUGUCUGUCGAUGUACACAGGCUAUAUCUCGGAAUGUAGGUUUAUUAGUUAAAUGUCAAGGCCUUUUGGGAGGACGUUCUAUAUCUGGCAGACACGAAGGGAGUAAAACUUUCACUGAUAUUCUAAUCGACUUUAUUGCGUGGUCAAGUUGAGCUGAUGACCCCUCAAAUUCGUGUUGUGACUGAGUUGCAGUAGGUGACGGCAAAUAUAGUUGGGGUUCCUCAAAAUCUGAUACGCUAUUAUUAGGCCGCCACUUACUCGCUGAUACCGACCGUUGUGAAAUCUCCGAGUCUUCAGCCUAAGUUGAUAUGGAAGAUGAAACGUCCCUUUGACGUGUUUGGCGGCUCUUUGUUGUGCAGUCUCGAGCAUUGCGAGAUCUUGCCUUUUUGUAGGGCUGCCAGGCCUGGAUUGCGUAUUUCACAUGUGGCCACACGCAUAUGUUAAGCAGCUGCGAACAAACAGAUAGAUCAAACCGCACGAAUACCCUCCGCAGCGUGCCAGCGUGUUGGUUUCCAGUCUUUCACGCCUUCUCAGAUUGUUCUGAGCAGCCCAUAUCAGCGUGAAUUAUUACCUCAAGAUCGCGCUCCCGAGUGACUGUUUGCAGGACAUGGUCUCCAAGCUUGUAUUUGUUGUUUGGAUGGUGACGAACGUAGGUGCCCUUACACUUAGACGAAAUAUACUGGAGCAGAUUUUGGAGUAACCACCGAUACGCUCUGUCCAUGUAUAACUGAAGUGCAUCGUGACCUGCUGGGUCCGCGCUCAUCCGCCAUAUCUUCACAUCAUCAGCGAACGGUUAGAAAAUUAACUCAAUCAAACGCAUGAGCUUGUCAAUGAACACGAGAAACAGACGCGGUCCUAGAAUUGACCAUUGUAGAACUCUACAUUCGACAUAAAUCGGAUCGGACAGUGCACCUCAAACUCUAAACUGCAGUUGCCGACUCUCCAGGAACUUCCUGAUCCACCCAAAGAUACGAUCCACAACUCCAUAACUUUCGAGCAUGUGAAGCAGAUUACAAUGGUUCAGUCGGUCAAAGGCUUUGGCGAAUCCGAGCUAAAUGGUGGUGGUCCCUUUCCCUUCAUCAGCCGCUUCCGUCCUAUUACUGCUUAUACUCAUUGGGUCAUCGUCAUCAUUAUAAGGUUAGCUAGAGGUGGGAAACACCUCAGCUACUGUGCCAGAAUACAUAGAAGAAAAAAGGAGAGAAAAAUGCGACUCCUGCAAGCCAGCUGAGCUACCGGUAACGCAUGGGCAUCGUUCCCAUAAGCUACCAACCGGCUACUGUGCAUCAAACAAAAUUAAUAUGCAAAAUUGUAUAAAGCUAAAUCGUGAGAUCGUGGAUGGAGCGAGGGGCUAAGAGGGAUGGGGUAGUACAAAGAAACAGCGCGAACGCCACUGAUAUCGGUUCCUAGCCAUAUCAACAAGCGUAUCCAGCCAAACGCGUUCAUCGUCUUUCGGAACCCAACCAGAGAGCCG